AUGUUCUUCCUCCGAAUCCACUCAGUGGACACCAACCACCCCGUCAGCCUCGAAGACGCCGAGUUCACCACCAUCUCCGCCGCCAAGUCCCCCGCCGCCGCCGCGCAAUCAAGCCCUAGGUUCAGCGAGCGGCGAGGAAUCGCGCAUCUGUUCCGAAGAAGAAGAGGAACCUCGUCGUCGUUGCCGAGCCACGGCGCCGCUGAGUCCUCUCUCCUCUUCGUCGUCGCCGUCCCGAACUAUCUCUCCUUCAACGACUUCAUCCGCUUCUGCGAGUCGCGCCUCGACCAUGUCGCCGAGCUCGUCUUCAUCAGGAACGAUGCGAUUGAAGAUCGGUACAGUGUUGUGAUAAGGCUUAUGAAUGAGUUGAAGGCAGAUGAAUUUUAUGGCAGUUUUAAUGGGAAGAAGUAUUCGCCUGGCGAGGCUGAGGUGUGCCAUAUAUUGUUUCUGACUUCAGUGGACUACACAGAUUCAGCGCAAAUAGCUGGGACGCCUCCAGAGGAAAAAUGCACCGAAUUGCCUAGUUGCCCUGUUUGCCUUGAGCGACUGGACGCAGACAGUAGUGGAAUAGCAACUACACUAUGCGACCAUUCAUUUCCAUGUCCUUGUAUCUCGAAAUGGACUUACUUAUCAUGCCAGGUUUGCCGAUUGUGUCAACAGCAGGAUAACAAUCCAGCUUGCUCUGUCUGUGGAAUAAUGGAGAAUCCUUGGGUUUGUGUAAUAUGUGGUUUUGUAGGGUGUGGAAGAUAUAAUGAAGGCAAACACGCUGUUAGGCACUAUGAGGAUACAAAGCACUGCUAUUCUCUUGACUUGAAUAGCCAGCAGAUCUGGGAUUAUGUUGGUGAUGCUUAUGUUCACCGCCUGAACCAAUCAAAAAUUGAUGGCAAGCUAGGAACUGAUGUCAAUUCUCACUGUAGAGCGUUGGGAGGAGAUUGUGAAAGUUGUGAAUGUAGUGAGGAUUCUGGAAUUAGUGGAGCCCUCUAUAGUAGCAAAGUUGAAACUAUUGUGGAUGAGUAUAAUCGACUUCUUGCAAGCCAGCUUGAGACUCAAAGACAGUACUAUGAAAAUCUACUGAUGGAGGCCAAAAGUAAAACUGAAAAUUCAAUGUCAGAAGCAGUGGAGAAGGCUAUAAAUUUAAAGAUACAGGAUAUUCAAAGUAAAUUGGAGAAGUCUCGUGAGGAAAAAAAAGCUGUUGAAUAUGUCCACCAAACUCUCAUCGAGGAGCAACAAACCUUGAGUGCAAAAUAUAAGGAAACUGAAGAGAGGGAAGCUAUGACAAUGAGGUUAAGAGACGAGAAGAUACUUGAUCUGGAAGAACAGAUUAGAGAUCUUACUGUCUAUAUUGGAGCCCAGAAAACACUGAAUGGCAUGACAAACUCCGAUGACAUCAAAGGGGGAACACUCCUACCUGUACCAUCUAAGCAGCCUUCUUCGGCCAAGAAUAGGAAAACAAAAUCUAGCAGAAGACGGAAUUAAAUAGUUUUAGGACAGCUUUUAGAUCAUGAAGUACUUUAGCAUUCAAUGAGAGUCUUCUUAAUUUACAGAUAUGACCUAAACAAUGUUGGCGUUCAAAAGUUUUUGUUGGGGUUCCCCAUUCGUCGACUAAUUUUAGGCAAUGGACUAGAUUUCUACAGUAGUAGAAACUUACUACAGGCAA
This is a messenger RNA of Fragaria vesca subsp. vesca, 1654 nucleotides long. RefSeq names its product BRCA1-associated protein-like. The record is from RefSeq and is a predicted model, not a curated record. Gene Ontology annotation, cellular component: cytoplasm. Gene Ontology annotation, molecular function: ubiquitin protein ligase activity; zinc ion binding. NCBI's taxonomy places the organism in Eukaryota, Viridiplantae, Streptophyta, Magnoliopsida, Rosales, Rosaceae. Bases 1 to 1473 code for a protein of 490 amino acids. Gene Ontology annotation, biological process: protein ubiquitination; Ras protein signal transduction. The transcript has 11 exons.